AUGACAUAUGGGUUUUGUGCGGCGAACCACCCCUAUUUGAACGCUGCUGUGUUCCGUUACCCGUACGAGCCCAGCGGACCUGACACCUUCACCGGCUUUAAUUGCACUGGCGCCUGGGUCGCCUCCGGCUCCUCGUACCGCUACUGCUACAAGGAGGGGGGAAACCAAUACGUGCCCGGCCCUCCUUACGACGCCUGCUGCACCUUGCUUGGAUGCCUCUACGCAGUCGACCAGGCCACAAAGAUCCCUCAUGAGCAAAGACUCGCCAGAAUUCACGAUGACCAAUGGGAGGCUAUCAGCACCGAUUGGGAAUUGGACCUCAACACCAUCAUGUACCGGGACGGACCACUCAAGCGUCUUCAGCUGAGUCUCGAGACAUGCUUCUGUCCCAUGGGAUGCUGCCGCAAGGUGGAUUUCGUGUGCGGUGUGCUUCAGAGGCGGUGGGGAGCUGAGGUUCCCGAAAUCAUUGAGAUCAUCGGCUGGGCUGACGACGAGGAGAAGGACCUCAUCAGUCGGAAGCUGAACGAUACAACCACGACAACCACGAAACACCCGGAUAUGGAGACUAAGAGCAUAAAGGUACAGACCACGGACUCGUUCAACCUCGACUCCUCGGCAGUACCUCACAGCGAGCAAAAAGAGCCAGACCUCGAACGCCAAAACGAUGAUGUCCCCCAGGCCCACCACGACCCCAAGCAAUCCGCCUUCAAGUCGCUCGGCUGGCUGAACCGCUUCCUCGCCGUCUGGAUCCUGCUCGCCAUGAUCGUCGGCGUCGUGCUGGGAAACUUCGUGCCAGGAAUAUCCGACGCCCUGGACCAGGGGAGGUUCGUCGGCGUCUCGGUGCCCAUCACUGUUGGGCUGCUCGUCAUGAUGUAUCCGAUUCUGUGCAAGGUCCGGUACGAGACGCUACACGAGGUCUUUUCUCAUCGGGGCAUCUGGAAGCAGAUCGGUUUUAGCGUCUUCGUGAACUGGGUCGUGGCGCCCUUUUUGAUGUACGGCACGUUUAUGACUAACGUAUUUACUCGAUGGCAGCUUGCGCUCGGGUGGGCUUGCCUGCCCGACAAACCUGAGCUCCGGACGGGUCUUAUAUUAGUAGGACUAGGCCGCUGCAUUGCCAUGGUCUUGAUCUGGACCGGGCUGGCAGGCGGCGACGGAGAGUACUGCGCCAUCCUAGUCGCCAUCAACUCGAUCCUGCAGAUGAUCCUAUUCGCCCCGCUGGCCAUCUUCUUCAUCCGCGUCAUCAGCGGCGAGUCCGGACAGCUCGACGUCCCCUACGACGUCGUCGCCACCAGCGUAGCGGUAUUCCUCGGCAUCCCCCUCGGCGCGGCGGUGAUAUCGCGCUUCGGGAUCCGUGCCGUGGCCGGGCCGGCGUGGUACGAGAAGGUGUUCCUGCGUUUCGUAGCGCCUUGGUCGCUAAUCGGCCUGCUGUACACGAUCCUGGUCCUCUUCGCGUACCAAGGCCAUCAGGUGGUCCACCAGAUCGUGUCUGUCGUGCGCGUGGCGGUGCCGCUGCUUCUGUACUUCGUCGCCAUCUUCUUCCUGACUCUGUGGGCGACAUACCGGUGCGGCUUCGGGUACGCGCUUGGUGCCACGCAGAGCUUCACGGCGGCGAGCAACAAUUUCGAGCUCGCCAUUGCGGUCGCCGUCGCUACUUAUGGCCCUCAUAGCGAUCAGGCUCUGGCGGCCACGGUUGGGCCUCUGAUCGAAGUGCCCGUCUUGCUUGGGCUGGUGUAUGUCGUCAAGUGGAUCGGAAACAGAUUGGCCUGGAAAGAUUGA
Messenger RNA from Anthostomella pinea, 1776 nucleotides. The record is from the annotation of a GenBank genome assembly. NCBI's taxonomy places the organism in Eukaryota, Fungi, Ascomycota, Sordariomycetes, Xylariales, Xylariaceae.